GGAGCUGAUUCGUCGUCUUGGCAACGGCGGGGCGCGGCCGCGCUCUGCGAUUGGCGGCGGCGCCUGUCAAUCCACCGCGGCCAGGGCCGCACUUCCGCCUCGGUGUCCGCGGUGCCGUCGCUGGAGCCGGUGCAGAGAACAAGAAAAGCAAGAUGGGAAAAAUAGGAGGAAAAAAGGCUUUUUUUUAAAUAACAUGCCACCAGAACUUCUGCAUGGUAAUAAAGAUCAUCUGAAGCAGCUGGAUAUUUGCAAAAGAAGCCCCUGACAGCACUCAGAUACUUUAAAUCAAGUUCAAGGAUGCAUUAGAGAGAGCUGCAGUGGCUGCACCAGAUUUCACCCUGAAGGAUGAACAGUGAAGAGGAGUUUUAUGAUGCCGUUACGGGCUUUGAUUCUGACAAUUCUUCAGGAGAGUUUUCAGAAGCAAAUCAUAAAUGUCCAGAAAUGCUUGAUCUAGAGCCACACCAAAGCAAUAAGACUGAAAAGCAUAAUGGAGAAACAGAGAUACAAGAAAAUGGGAUUAAGAGACACAGGACAUCAUUACCUGCCCCAAUGUUUUCUAGAAGUGAUUUUAGUGUGUGGAGCAUAUUAAAAAAAUGCAUUGGACUGGAGCUGUCCAAGAUUACAAUGCCUAUUGUGUUCAACGAGCCCUUGAGUUUCCUUCAAAGGAUAACAGAAUAUAUGGAGCAUAUAUACCUCAUCAAUAAGGCUUGUAGUCACACAGAUCCCCUGGAAAGAAUGCAGGCUGUAGCUGCUUUUGCAGUUUCUGCUGUAGCUUCUCAGUGGGAGAGAACUGGCAAACCCUUUAACCCACUGUUAGGAGAAACCUAUGAAUUAACCAGGGAGGACUUAGGAUUUAGGUUUAUAUCUGAACAAGUGAGCCACCACCCACCUAUUAGUGCAUUUUAUUCGGAAGGCCUCAAUAAGGAUUUCAUAUUUCAUGGAUCAAUCUAUCCCAAACUAAAAUUCUGGGGAAAGAGUAUAGAAGCAGAGCCUCGGGGAACAAUUACCUUGGAGCUUCUGAAGCACAGUGAAGCUUACACAUGGACAAAUCCAACCUGUUGUGUACAUAAUGUAAUUAUUGGUAAACUGUGGUUAGAACAGUAUGGAGUGGUAGAAAUCAUAAAUCACAGUACUGGAGAUAAAUGUGUCCUUAAUUUUAAACCAUGUGGACUGUUUGGGAAGGAGCUUCACAGGGUAGAGGGAUACAUCCAGGACAAGAACAGGAAGAAGCUGUGUGUGAUCUAUGGCAAGUGGACAGAAUGUCUGUGGUGCACUGACCCCACCACCUACGAGACCUACAAGAAGAAUGAGAAGAGAGGCAGUGAGCCGAAGAAGAAGUCGAGUGAAGAAGAUCUUAAAUCUGAAAAUGAUGAGGCUGAUGAAAUGCCAGAGGUUCAAGACUCAGUGCAGUUCAUACCAGGCAGUAAAUUGCUUUGGAGAAUAAACUGUAGGCCCCCAAACUCAUCACAGAUGUACAAUUUCACCAGUUUUGCUGUGAGCCUCAAUGAGCUGGAGAAGGGCAUGGAGGCAAUCCUGGCUCCCACGGACUGCCGGCUGCGGCCGGACAUCAGGAACAUGGAGAACGGGAACAUGGAUGUGGCAAGCAGAGAGAAGGAGAGACUGGAAGAGAAACAGAGAGCUGCUCGCAAGGAGCGUGCGAAGGACGAGGUGGAGUGGCACACACGAUGGUUUCAUCAAGGCACUAACCCAUACACUGGGACUGGAGAUUGGCUGUACUCAGGUGGCUAUUUUGAUAGAAAUUUCUCAGACUGUCCAGACAUAUACUGAAAUUCCAGAAGCAAUUGCUCAUCUCAUCCGGACAUCUAGUUACUAGAUUUCAUUCCAAGCCAGUUACUCUGGUUUUGUUGAUAGCAAAAACCAGCUUUUCAAAGUAAAUUUUAACAGAAAUUCUGUAAGUCAACAAUCAAUGAUUUAAUUCCCACUAACUUUGGAUUGCCAAAUAUUUAAAUACUGUUGUGCUUAUUCCGUAAAGCUGCACCUGAAAUCAUCAAAUUUUCACUAAUUUUCAGAGGGACCUUUGGUUGUCCAUUUCCUCCCCUAGUUUCUUUGCCAGGAGGAUAUGCUGUAUCUGUAGAGCACAUAACAUCCUUGAAAACUACAUAACUUAAAUAAACUAGAGAUAAUAUCCUUGAUAUUUAGUACAAUAGAGAAGCAGCUGAAGUUUUUGGCACUCGGAGCAGGGAUGAAAAGCCAACAUGGUACCAACAGGAUCAAUCCCAGUCCUGUCACACUCCCAUACUGUAUGUAGCACUCCCUGGGGACAGGAGCUCCUGGCCCCACUCUCAACAAUUCCAUAACUGAGAGCCUUGGGAACACAAAACCCAGCCUGGGGCUCUCACCCUGUAGUUGUCUGUUACAGAGUCUUCACAACUUUGGGACACUGUGAGCAUUAAACUGUAUACCUGUGAUAAAUCCCAUAGAGCAUACCUUAGGAGAAGGGAAGGGCACACCCCAAAUGUGCUUUUCCUCAGGUCAAAUGCUGUUAAAUGCUGUUCUUACCAUAGGAGAAGCUUUGGAAGCAAUAGCAGGAAUGUCGAGGUGGUUCCAAUGUACAAUAUAUUGCUUGCUACCACUUGGAGGCUUUACUCUUGUGCACUACCUUUGGCAGCUUUGGCACUGUGUAUGCUUCUAGACUAAACUUUCCUUUGGAAGCA
Zonotrichia leucophrys gambelii is the source of this 2675-nucleotide messenger RNA. RefSeq names its product oxysterol binding protein like 2 (gene OSBPL2). Gene Ontology annotation, cellular component: plasma membrane; perinuclear endoplasmic reticulum; intracellular membrane-bounded organelle. The transcript is spliced from 15 exons. NCBI's taxonomy places the organism in Eukaryota, Metazoa, Chordata, Aves, Passeriformes, Passerellidae. Gene Ontology annotation, molecular function: cholesterol binding. The record is from RefSeq and is a predicted model, not a curated record. Bases 346 to 1788 code for a protein of 480 amino acids.